CGGCUUUCCUAGAGAUAGGAAAAGGCAAGAGCGCUUCCUAUGCGAGGCCUGGAGGAAGGGCGCUUCGUCGGCAUGGAGGCCGCCUCGGAGCCGGCCGGCGUGACGGCGCUGGUUGGACGCGAUUCCCCCGCAACUCCGGCGCCCGAGUGCCCGCACGGUCCCACAGUUUUGUUUACGAGAGUUCUCCCAGGAAAAGCAAAGGCAAGAAGAUUUUACGCUUGUUCUGCGUGCCGAGAGAGAAAAAACUGCAAUUUUUUCCAGUGGGAGGAUGAAAAGAUAUCAGAAGCCCGUCUUUCAGCCCGGGAAAAAUACAAUCGGAGUCACCGGCCGUCUAAAACACAUUCGGACAAUGUAAAAAGGUACAAGGAAUUCAUCGCCCUACCUCCACCGAAAAGGAAGUUUUGCCAGGAGUGUCAACAGCUCCUGUUGCCAUCGGAAUGGGAAAGACACACUGGCCAUCCAGUACUCACUGGUAUCUCGGCUGCCCAGCUAGGAAGACCUAGCCAACUCCUCGCUGCUCUGGAGAACAAGAAGAUGAACGCCCAGUAUCUCUUCACCGACAGGAGUUGCCGCUUCCUCUUGGAUCUUCUCGUCGCGCAAGGUUUCCAAAGGGUGCUGUGUGUGGGCACGCCAAGGCUUCACGAACUGAUCAAAUUGGAAGCGUCACCCAAAGGGAAGAUUGCAAUGAAGAGUCUUUUGCUUGAUAUUGAUUUCAGGUACUCUCAGUUCUAUCCCCAGGAGGACUUUUGCCACUAUAACAUGUUUAACCAUUAUUUCUUUGCUGGAGAGGCUGCUUCCCGUGUAUGUGAGGAAUUCCUGCAGGAAGACCAAGGGAGGCACGUGGUCCUGGUGGCCGAUCCCCCCUUUGGGGGCUUGGUGGAGGCGUUGGCUUCUAGUUUCCAAAAACUGAUGGCCAUGUGGAGUUCAGUAGGAGCUGCAGGUUUUGCCAGCCAAGAGUUACCUAUCCUUUGGAUAUUUCCGUAUUUUUUUGAGUCCCGCAUUCUUGAAUUUUUUCCAAGUUUCACCAUGUUGGAUUAUCAGGUUGAUUAUGACAAUCAUGCGCUAUAUAAGCAUGGGAAAAGAGGCCGCAAACAAUCCCCAGUUCGUAUUUUUACUAACAUUUCACCAAGUUCCAUAGUUCUUCCAGCAGAAGAAGGAUACAGGUUUUGCCCCAUCUGUCAGCGAUACGUCAGUGCCCAGAACCAGCACUGCGACAUCUGCAGUUCCUGCCCUUCCAAAGAUGGCAGACGUUGGACUCACUGUAACCUCUGUAAAAAAUGUGUCAAGCCCUCCUGGGUUCACUGUGGCACUUGCCAGCGCUGUGCUCUUCCCACUCACCCUUGCAAAGAAGACCGUUCGGGGUGCUUUGUUUGUGGAGAGGCCAAUCACAAACGCACCACGUGUCCAAAGCGGCAGAAGAUCUGCAGAGCUGACCAAGAUAGCCAAAAGGCCAAACAGAAAAAGAAGAAAUUGAAGAAGGCUGUUACGAAAACAACGUGUUGGAAAAAAGCUGCGAGAAGAAGAAAAAACAAAAAAUAAAAACAACAACAUUUCAGUGCUUACAACA
This is a messenger RNA of Crotalus tigris (Tiger rattlesnake), 1567 nucleotides long. RefSeq names its product zinc finger CCHC-type containing 4 (gene ZCCHC4). Gene Ontology annotation, molecular function: rRNA (adenine-N6-)-methyltransferase activity; nucleic acid binding; zinc ion binding. The record is from RefSeq and is a predicted model, not a curated record. Gene Ontology annotation, cellular component: nucleolus; cytoplasm. Gene Ontology annotation, biological process: rRNA methylation. NCBI's taxonomy places the organism in Eukaryota, Metazoa, Chordata, Lepidosauria, Squamata, Viperidae. The transcript is spliced from 13 exons. Bases 40 to 1539 code for a protein of 499 amino acids.